Messenger RNA from Sinocyclocheilus rhinocerous, 2030 nucleotides. It is a transcript of the gene cd82a, whose product is annotated as CD82 molecule a. Gene Ontology annotation, cellular component: plasma membrane. NCBI's taxonomy places the organism in Eukaryota, Metazoa, Chordata, Actinopteri, Cypriniformes, Cyprinidae. The record is from RefSeq and is a predicted model, not a curated record. The transcript has 9 exons. Bases 145 to 915 code for a protein of 256 amino acids.
CACUUGGUGGAGAUUGUGAGUAGUCUUUAUCCUACAACUCCAGGCUGCUCACUCGCACUAGACUCAUUAACGCUGGACGAGACGCGCAGCUGACAUUUAUUCUACUAUUCUCAUUUUCCCAUCCCGACACUAUACGUCAACAAAAUGGGGAAAGGAUGCAUCGCUGCCACCAAGUACUUCCUGUUUCUCUUCAACUUAAUCUUCUUUAUCUUCGGCGCUACGAUUAUGGGAUUUGGACUGUGGAUCCUCCUAGACAAUCAGAGCCUCAUUGCGGUGUUGCAGGAUUCAUCCAUGGUCCUGAAGGUGGUCUCUUAUAUUCUGAUUGGUGUGGGCUCAUUCUCCAUGCUUCUGGGAUUUCUGGGCUGUCUGGGGGCCAUCUAUGAGAUCCGCUGUUUGCUUGGAUUGUACUUCACCUGUCUAUUGCUCAUCCUCCUUGCUCAAGUGGCUGCUGCCAUUCUCAUCUUCUUCCAGCGGGACUGGUUGAGGAAGGAAGCAAACGAAAUUGUGUCCCAAGUCGUGGUGAACUACCCCGGACAGAACAAAACCACAGAGCAGGCCUGGGACUACCUCCAGAGAACAAUGCAGUGUUGUGGCUGGAAUGGACGUGAGGACUGGGAGGCCAACCAUAUGAUAAAGAAUAAUUCGCUGGAUUUGUACCCAUGCUCCUGCCACAAUGCUUCCCUCCCACCACAUAAUAUGGCUGAUAGCGGCUUCUGUCAGGUCACAUCUAAUGAUUGGCCCGUCUAUGACACGGGCUGCCUGGGGAAUGUGGAGAGCUGGCUCUUCACAAAUUAUGGAAUUAUUUUGGGAAUCUGCCUUGGUGUGGCUGUCAUUGAGCUCCUUGGCAUGAUACUUUCUAUGGGCCUUUGCAAGAGUGUACACCAAGAGGACUACACCAAAGUGCCAAAGUACUGAGGAGGAAACACGGACACUUGCACACAAAUGUAUUCAGUCCUUCCUUAUUGACUUGGAACAACAGAUCUCCCUCUUUUUCUACAGUAUAUACAGUGUUUCCAAAAGAUAAACUUUAGGGAUUAUGUUUAGUCAUGAGAUUUCACUCUGUCAAUAACACUAUCCCCUGUGAUAUUUAAUCAGAUCUUUUUUUAGUCCAGUUUGAAUAGCCCAUUAUAUGACAGUCUGAAGUGUAGAACAUGAAAGGUGCCCGCAUAAAUUAAUGAAAAGCGUAUGACGAGUCCUGGAGCCCCUGAAUGGUCUAUUUAUACAACAACACUCUUUAACACCCAGGCUGGUCUGUUUGCUUUGAUAUUUAUUCAUUGUAGCGGCCCAGACUAUGAGUUAACAGCCUAUUAAACUUCAGUUUAUGCUUUAUAGACAACAGAAAAACCACAAAGGCCUGCUUUUGUUAAAUCAAGGGACUUUUCUUUAGAUUUUGUGGUAUACAUAGACUGACACAAUUCCCACUCUGCCCUAUAGUGACAUCAUUUAUGAUUGUACAUCAGUGUUGUUUCAGAUUGCUUUUGUUUAUUUUUAUUAGUGUGUAUAUAUUUUAGAUUUCAUUUGCAGGUUGAUUUUGUGAAGUCUAGGGAGUCAAACUUUUCGCUUUUUUGUACAGGUGAUAAAUUUAGUAUUUUUUACAUGCUUAAUUUGAGCAUAUUUGUAUGAGUAUAUUUGUAAGGAAGUACAAUAUAAAGCUAUUCCUUUGAUGAUGUGAACCAAAAUGAAGAUUAGCCCCCAAAGUUGACUGCAGACUUGAUUUUUUUUUAUUGCAUUGAUUCUAAUUUAACAGAUUUUCUCUGGCACCACUACGACUUCAAUUGUAUACUUGCUAUGACAAGUAUAAAUGAAAAAAUGCUAACAAUGUUUCCUGUCAUGUUUAAUAGUUAUUUUGCAUAUGUAAAACUUUGAAUUCUUAAUAAAAAGGUACACACUUAUUUUAAUGUUGCAAAAAAAAGUUUUUUUUUUUUUAAAAUACAGGGAAUACAGUCCCCUAGCAAGUAAUAAUGAAAUGAUAGAAUAUUGUAACUACAUGUACCUUUCGCUGAAUGUGUUAUAAUAAAUAACUCACCCAA